AUGAAGUUGAGGAUGAACGAACCUAUCCAGCAGAAAAUUAACAGCCUAGACAUACACAACUGGACCUUCAAUACAACAGGAUUCGAGAAGGCUCAUGAAGAUUGGCAAAAGUUUUAUAGAGUGUGCCGGAGCACUGAACUGCAAACCAAUCAAAAGUUUACUUUCCCGAUAGUACAAGGCACCUUUCGGGUAAGAGCAUGUUACGACGAUUUAUAUUCAAAAGUGUGGACGUUGGCUAUGGAUGAAGAUCUUCAAAUUCUCAUUACUGGCCAGGCUGGUACAGGCAAAACCGUUGCCCUGUGGUACCUCAUCCGCGUAUCAUCCGCGAGACAGAUCAACCACUUGUUUACGUGGAAAACCAGAUCACAUACGUCUUCUACGACGGAACGGUAUCCUACGGAUCCACAAACAGUGCUUGUGCUUCGGAAGAGCUACCCCGUUCCAAGACUGAAUUAG
Molecule: messenger RNA, 456 nt
Organism: Marasmius oreades (fairy-ring Marasmius)
Lineage: Eukaryota; Fungi; Basidiomycota; Agaricomycetes; Agaricales; Marasmiaceae
Exons: 3
Coding region: 1-456 (151 amino acids)
Source: RefSeq, a predicted model, not a curated record